AUGGAGAGCAGAGAGCAGACGGGACAUCGACGCAAGAAUCUUCACUCAAGAACCAAAGGAAUAGUCAAUAUAUAUGAACCAGCAACAUCAUGGAGAGCAGAGAGCAGUGGGGAAAACUAUAAUGAAGACCCAGGCAACCGGGGCAAUAGAUUAAUCCCUAAAGAUGCCUGUAUUGCUCAAGCGAAAUCUACACUGGGUAUCUCCAAGGGUCCCCUGCAUAACGAGAAAGAUGCCAAAUGGUGGAAUAACAACACCAAAGCUACAGUGUCUGAAAAGAAACGCCUGUUCAAGAAAUGGCAAGAGAGUGGCUCAGAGGAGGAUAAGGUAGAGUACAAACAGGCUAAAAAGAUUGCAAGAAGAUCAGUUGCAAUUGAGAAGGAACAUGCAGACCUUGACCUUUAUCGGCAACUAGAACUAGCUUCGGACACACAGAUAUAUAGAAUAGCGAAGCACAGGCAUAAUAGCACUAAGGACUUUAGGAUUACAAAGUACAUCAAAAACAGCAAAGGCAUGCUGCUAACAUCUGAUAAAGAUAUUUGUAAAAGGUGGUACGAGUAUUACCAUACAUUGCUCAAUGAGGAGUUCCCCAGACAGGCUGAAAUCGAAGAACCAAUAACACAAGGACCCAAAAUGACAGCGUUUGAGGAAUUCGGUGUUCUUCCCGAAUUGGGGAAAGCUAUAGAUGAAAUGGAUUGGACUCUUCCAACUGACGUACAGGCAGAAGCUAUUCCAUUAAUAUUAGGUGGUGGAGAUGUGCUUAUGGCAGCAGAAACCGGUAGUGGAAAGACUGGUGCUUUUUGCUUGCCGAUAUUACAAAUAGUAUGGGAAACGUUAAAAGAUAUUCAGGAAGGAAAAACCAGUAAAGUAAUUCAGCAGAGUUCAACAGAAUGGACGAUGUCUUUUUUCGAUCGUACUGAUGCUUUAGCUGUUACUCCUGAUGGUUUGCGAUGCCAAUCUAGGGAUCCAACUGGAUGGCAUGGUUGCAGAGCCACCAAAGGAGUGCACACUAAAGGUGCUUAUUACUACGAAAGUACUGUUACCGAUGAAGGAUUAUGUCGUGUUGGCUGGUCUUCACAAGCGGCAAGGUUGGAUCUCGGCACAGAUAGACUUGGUUAUGGAUUUGGGGGCACAGGGAAAAAAUCGAAUUCUAAGCAAUUUGAUGACUAUGGUAGUGCUUAUGGGAGAAAUGAUGUUAUUGGAUGUAUGUUAAACUUAAAUAGUGGUGAAAUUCGUUAUACCAAGAAUGGUGAAGACUUAGGUGUAGCCUUUAAGCUAGACCAAUCUCGUCGUGCUGACUGCUAUUUUCCAGCUGUUGUUCUUAAAAAUGCUGAAAUGAGUUUCAACUUCGGAGCAGCACCUUUUAAGUACCCUCCAGCAGCACCAUAUGUGGCAAUUAGCCAAGCACCGAAAGAGUAUGUGAAGCAAAAUGUAGUAUCCAAUGUGGCUGCAACUGGAGCUAAAGUUGUUAAUAACGCACCGCAAGCUAUAAUUAUUGAGCCCUCCAGGGAAUUAGCAGAACAAACAUGUACGCAAAUUGCUUUGUUCAAAAAACAUUUGAAUAAUCCUAAAGUGAAUGAAUUAUUGGUCGUAGGAGGUAUUAAUAUUAAGGAUCAGAUUAACCAACUGAACUCUGGAGUCGAUAUUGUGGUUGGUACUCCAGGUCGACUUGAGGAUUUAAUACAAGGAGGAUAUCUCGCAUUGACUCACUGUCGAUUCUUUGUUCUGGAUGAGGCUGAUGGUCUCCUUAAAGCUGGCUGUGGAGAAUUAAUUGAGAGAUUACAUAGACAAAUUCCAAAAAUUACAUCAGAUGGUCGACGACUACAGAUGGUUGUUUGCUCUGCCACUUUACAUGCUUUUGAAGUUAAGAAAAUGGCAGAAAAAUUAAUGCAUUUUCCAACAUGGGUGGACUUGAAAGGUGAAGAUGCGGUGCCCGAAACUGUGCACCACGUCGUGGUCAAUGUAGACCCACAAAAGGACCGCAACUGGGAAACUCUGCGCAAGCAGAUUACUACAGACGGCGUCCACUCUAAGGAUAAUAUCCGCAGCGGAAACACCACCCCAGAGACUUUAUCUGAAGCUGUGAAGAUACUUAAAGGAGAAUACUGUGUGAGAGCCAUCCGAGAGCACAAGAUGGACAGAGCAAUAAUCUUCUGCCGAACAAAGCUGGACUGCGAUAACAUGGAGCGCUACCUGAAGUCGUUCGGCAACGAGUUCUCGUGCGUGUGCCUGCACGGUGACCGCAAGCCCGCCGAGAGGAAGGCCAACCUCGACAAGUUCAAGCAGAGCCAGGUCAAGUUCCUCAUAUGCACGGACGUGGCGGCGCGCGGCAUCGACAUUUCUGGACUGCCUUUCAUGAUCAACGUGACGCUGCCCGACGAGAAGUCCAACUACGUGCACCGCAUCGGGCGCGUGGGGCGCGCCGAGCGCAUGGGGCUCGCCAUCAGCCUCGUGGCCACCGUGCCCGAGAAGGUAUGGUAUCACGGCGAGUGGUGCUCGUCUCGGGGACGCAACUGUUGGAACACCAACCUCAUCGAUGACAGGCCGAAGGGGUGCUGCAUGUGGUAUAACGAGCCACAGUAUCUGGCGGAUAUUGAAGAUCAUCUGAAUAUAACCAUACAGCAAGUUGAAAACGAUAUGAAGGUGCCAAGCAACGAAUUUGACGGUAAAGUCGUAUACGGACAGAAGCGAAAACAAGUUGGCUCCGGUUACCAGGACCACGUGAGUCAGAUGGCGCCAGUAGUCCGUUCCUUGCAGGAGUUGGAAUCGCAAGCACAGUUGUAUUACUUGAAGGCGAAUCACAAAAUCGCUGUAGCA
Brenthis ino (lesser marbled fritillary) is the source of this 2814-nucleotide messenger RNA. The record is from the annotation of a GenBank genome assembly. NCBI's taxonomy places the organism in Eukaryota, Metazoa, Arthropoda, Insecta, Lepidoptera, Nymphalidae.